Messenger RNA from Sitophilus oryzae (rice weevil), 2402 nucleotides. RefSeq lists its product as uncharacterized. The record is from RefSeq and is a predicted model, not a curated record. Lineage: Eukaryota; Metazoa; Arthropoda; Insecta; Coleoptera; Curculionidae. Bases 384 to 2342 code for a protein of 652 amino acids. The transcript is spliced from 4 exons.
UCGUGAAUUUGUAUAUCAUGUAAUCAUUUUUAUCGCGCCUUUUUUACACUUAUACUGUGGUUUGAUGUAAGCUUUUUAAUGUUAUAAAUAUUAUUUAACGUAAAAAAUAUUGGAUUAGUAAACCGAGUAUCAAUAAGCCAUAUUUUGUAUCUUUUUCCGACGUACAGAUUUUUUAAAUAGAGCGGUUUAGAGUCCGAUCCUGCCGGUUGCCAGACUUGCGACGGCAAUGCCAUAACCUCGCCACCCUGUGCUUCGCCGCCCAUUCCAAAGGAAGUGUUUGUUGGGCGAGCGUCGGGUGAAACUGAACGAUUGAUCCGCCGCAAGUCAAAUUUUAACGUGUUCCACAUCCAGAAAUGUGCCGUACGGUCGGAAAAUGAAACGCAAUGGCAACAGAAACGAUGAACUCUGUUUACAGCAAGGCAAAUCGGAUUUUCAAAAUAAUCCACAAGUUCCGAAAAACAGUCGCUGUUCUUAGUUUAUUGGUUAUUGGAACGUUUGUUUUUCUGUCAUAUACUGAAGUUGGAAUUGAUGGUCUGCACAGUACCCAUCUACAUGUUGAUACCUCGUUGGAAAAUGCGAAGUAUCUUAUCAAUACAACAAAAUGUAGGAUACCAGAUAUUGACCCGUUAAACGAAGACGUAUUGCCUUUCUUUAAGGAGGAAAAAUACGAGAUGUGCUCAAAUAGGCCUCUGCUAACUUACGUACAAAAAUCUGGCCAUGGAGUUAAAUUAAAAGUUAAUGAAACUGUGAUUUAUUUAUAUAGUAGUUGGAAUAUUUCUUGUUGCUAUUCUAAAAUUUUAAGAAGUAACAACGAUGAUAAUGUUUUUCAUUCCAAAUGCAAGACCUUCGUUAAAGAAACGGACAUUACUUACCCAUACAUUAGAGUAAUUUGCAAGAAUAUAUUCCAUAUAGUUUACAAAAAUGUUCAUACAGUAUUCUUUCCCGAUAGGAACAAAACGAAUCAAUCUAGAAGCGAUUCAGAUGCAUACAAGAUAUUUAUGAUCGGUAUUGACAGUGUAUCCAGACUGAAUUUGGAGCGUACGAUGCCGAAAACUUUUAAUCAUUUGGAGAAAAAGUUUAUAAGUUUCCUGGGUUAUAACAAAAUAGGCGACAAUACUUUUCCUAAUCUAAUGGCUAUAUUGAGUGGACGUAGUAUGGACACGCUGGGCACUAUAUGUAACAAGAGUGAGAGUUUUGAUAACUGUGAUAUUAUUUGGAAAACGUACAAAGAAAAUGGGUUUUUAACGGCCUACGGAGAAGACGAGCCUUUGGUUAGCACGUUCAAUUAUUAUAAAAAAGGAUUUAUUAACGCACCUACCGACUUCUACUUAAGGCCUUAUAUGAUAUCCGCCUACAGGUUGCCUAUAAAAUUGAGAUACUCCAUGGCGACCUGUACCGGUUCGGAAAAUACUGCAGAAAGGAUCCUGGCCGCUGCAAAGGAUUUUGCUACCUCGUCGAAAGAUAGUCCUUCAUUCUCGUUGUUCUGGCUAAAUAGUUUCAGCCACGAUAAUGUCAACCUGCCCUUUUCCAUGGAUGCUAAAGUUUUGGAGUUUUUAACAGACACCGAUAUAAUCGAGUCUUUAAACGAUUCAAUAAUAAUUAUAUUUAGCGACCAUGGAUUCAGAUUCGGAGAUAUCAGAUUGACUUAUACCGGGUGGAUGGAGGAACGCUUACCUUUCCUUUAUUUUAAAUUUCCUCAUAUGUUCAAGAAGACCUAUUCGACGUUUUAUAAAAAUUUUCGUUUUAAUGCCAAAAAGAGAUUAGUUACUCCCUUCGACUUUCAUAUUACUCUCCAGAAUAUUUUACAAAUAUGUAAUUCCAGUUUUAGUAUAAAACCCGCUGUGGGUUGCCCUAGAGCGCAAUCUUUAUUUCAAAAGAUUCCGGAAAAUCGUUCUUGCCAAGAUGCCUGCAUUCCAAAGCACUAUUGUACCUGUGACGGUUACUACUACAUUAGCAUAAAAGAACCAGUAGCUUAUUUUAUAGGUAGAUUUGUUGUGAACCAAAUUAACACAAUAAUUUUGAAUUAUCCCGAUGAAGCAGACCUUUGUGCUAAAUUUCGACUAAGGAAAAUUAUUUCCAUAGGAAAGUCUAAGGGAACAGGUGACUUUGUCAACGAAUAUCUCAUCAUUGUAGAGACAUACCCUUACGCCAUGUUUGAAGCUACGGUACAAGGGAAUAGUCAAAGAGGGAGUUUAGAAUUACUAGGAGAUAUUAGCAGACUGAAUAUUUAUAAAAGUUACACUUCGUGCAUUAUUAAAAAUGGCAGUUUAAAAAAAUACUGCUUUUGUGAUGGAUGGUUAACCAAAAUAAAGAGUGGCCUUUGUUACUUAUUUAAUUGUUAAAUAUUGCUUGGUAUAUAUAUAUAUAUAUAUAUAUUUAUUUUUUUAAUAAAUGUUUUUUUG